GAUAUUUUUCAGUGAAAAUCUAAGGAUCCCUCUCUGUGACUGAUCAACUCGCCUCCAUAGUACUGCAGGUUGAAAAAUCCAUGGCGUUCAAACCCUACAAGAGAACUACCUUAAAUAGUCGACCGAUAAUGGGAAACAGCAACCUUCUUAUAAGUACCAUUGAUCAAUCCAUCAUUAGGGAUCAUUUAAAUUCUGUUCCAAAUAAGCGUCAGGUAGUAGCUUUAAUUAACAGUGCUGAUAAUAACCAUGUUACUACUGCGCAUCAACAAUCCAAGUUUUCAAAUGUGUCUUCAUCGAAAGCCAUUCGAGAUAUCGAUCUCAAUUCCAUACCUGUUAAUGACGAUGAUGUAUCAGACUCUUCAGCAUUAACUCCUCCUCGUUCACUUGAAACGGUUUUGAAAAACAGUAGUGGCCCAGAAACAAAAAGGCUUAAACUGAACAGUGCAGGGUGGAGAGCUAGGAGUAGUCACAAUAACCAUUACCCUGCCUUGAACAACAACAACAUCAACAAUGUUCGAUACUUUGGGUUGGCUAAUGGAGCGACAAACACAAGAGGUGGAGGAGGUGGAGGUGGUCUUUCCUUAUUAUCAAACUCUAUGAUGCGCAACCAUUUCUCGGACCCUGCAUCAGUUGAAAACUUUUUUCUCAUGAAUUACCCAAAUAGAUCUAUAAUGAGUUCAGUAGCGAUUUUUGGAGUAACAGUGUCUGGUCCCAAUCCUCCAAGUGCUCCAAAGCUGUGCCAAUGGUGCUUUACGACUUAUACCCCAUUGUGGCGAAAUGGACCUCACGGGUUGAAGACUCUGUGCAAUGCUUGUGGGAUUAGGUUUUUCAAGGAACAGAAGAAGGUUAAAGCUGGAGUCAUCAAAAAUAUUCAUGGAGAUAGGAUUUAGUUCAGUAUCAGGAAUUUAAUAAAGCUCAAGUUGAUUUUGGUGUUCUUUAUUGAGUUUAAUCUGAAGAUUUAGUCUUCAACAGAUGUUUCUAAUAUCCAUGUGAGUUGAAAUUCCAUCAAUCUGUAGUUUAAUCUGAAGAUUUAGUUGAUAAGUUCCCAAUAAUCUAUCUUUUGUUUCGUUCUUAGUUAUUAAUCUGUUUGGUUAUAUGCAUAAUGCGUUGAAUGACUGAAUGAUUUUCUGCCCAACAUAUGUUGUUGAUUCAGCUAAGUUAGCUUAA
This is a messenger RNA of Papaver somniferum (opium poppy), 1167 nucleotides long. RefSeq names its product GATA transcription factor 18-like. Gene Ontology annotation, biological process: flower development; regulation of DNA-templated transcription. Gene Ontology annotation, molecular function: zinc ion binding; sequence-specific DNA binding; DNA-binding transcription factor activity. The transcript is spliced from 4 exons. The record is from RefSeq and is a predicted model, not a curated record. NCBI's taxonomy places the organism in Eukaryota, Viridiplantae, Streptophyta, Magnoliopsida, Ranunculales, Papaveraceae. The coding region runs from base 81 to 890 and encodes 269 amino acids.